This is a messenger RNA of Oryza brachyantha (malo sina), 1057 nucleotides long. RefSeq names its product ER lumen protein-retaining receptor. The transcript is spliced from 6 exons. Gene Ontology annotation, cellular component: membrane; endoplasmic reticulum; cis-Golgi network. Lineage: Eukaryota; Viridiplantae; Streptophyta; Magnoliopsida; Poales; Poaceae. The record is from RefSeq and is a predicted model, not a curated record. Gene Ontology annotation, molecular function: ER lumen protein retrieval receptor activity. Bases 137 to 784 code for a protein of 215 amino acids. Gene Ontology annotation, biological process: protein retention in ER lumen; endoplasmic reticulum to Golgi vesicle-mediated transport.
ACCUGCACCGACCACCCCCGCGACCGUUCUCCCAUCUUCCUCCCUCCCCACCGCCGUGACACGACGACGACCCGAGAGUCAGCGAGGCGACGACCGGCGGCGAGGCGAGGCGAGGUGAGAAAAGGGAUCGGCGGAGAUGAACGCGUUCCGGCUCGCCGGGGACAUGACCCACCUCCUCAGCGUGGUGGUGCUCCUCCUCAAGAUCCACACCAUCAAGUCCUGCGCAGGCAUAUCUCUAAAGACCCAGGAGCUAUAUGCCCUUGUUUUUGCUGCCCGUUACUUGGACCUGUUCAUUCAUUUUAUAUCUCUGUAUAACACUGUCAUGAAGUUGGUCUUCCUGGCAAGCUCUUUCUCAAUAGUUUGGUACAUGAAGAGGCAUAAGAUUGUGCGAAGAACCUAUGACAAGGAUCAUGACACCUUUCGCCAUCACUUCUUAGUGUUGCCAUGUUUGGUUCUUGCCCUCCUCAUUAACGAGAAGUUUACUUUUAGAGAGGUUAUGUGGGCAUUCUCCAUAUAUUUGGAAGCUGUCGCAAUUCUACCUCAACUUGUGUUGCUACAACGCACAAGAAAUAUUGACAACUUAACUGGCCAAUAUGUCUUCUUUCUAGGUGCAUACCGUGUGUUGUACAUCCUUAACUGGAUUUACCGAUACUUCACUGAGCCCCAUUUUGUUCAUUGGAUAAGCUGGAUGGCGGGCAUUGUGCAGACUUUAUUGUAUGCUGACUUCUUCUACUAUUACAUUAUGAGCUGGAAGAACAAUGUGAAGCUGGAGCUACCAGCCUAAGCUUACUUCCUUUCAUGAUAGGCUAGGGUAAUACUUGUUAAAUAGAUAGAAAGACAUGAUACAGCAUGACCAUUGCUAUAUCACCUGCCAGAUUAUGAUAUGCAUCUUGGUUUCCUGGCUUAUCCUCUUUAUUUCUUUUUCUAUUUAUCGGAUGAGAGGAAAUCCAAGGGUCGCCUUGUAUCUUGUAUGACACAGUAAGAUGAAUACCGGGAGAUUCUGAAUCAUGAUAGGUUUUGCGACAGAGUGGAAAUGCUAUCGAACUCCUUUUGGCUA